Molecule: messenger RNA, 499 nt
Organism: Owenia fusiformis
Lineage: Eukaryota; Metazoa; Annelida; Polychaeta; Sabellida; Oweniidae
Source: the annotation of a GenBank genome assembly
UAUUUCCCAUUCAGAUAUUAUCCUUGUGCACAGUUUAAGGCAGAAACCCUAUUCCCUGUAAUCCGGGCAAAUGUUCUAGUUUUAGAAAGUCUUACUGUCUGUAAUGGUGCAAAACCAAACAGAAAAUUGUAUCACAUUCAUCGACACCCAGACCUCCCCAAAGAUGCCAUUAUCCACAAAACACCAAACCCCUAUGCUGAUGACAAGUGGGACUUAUUUGUAUUUGAUGUGCCCUAUCUAGUUGUUGGGAGAACAGGGGAGCAAAUAAAAAGAGAUUGUCACAUGCAUCAUUUAGACUGCACUCAUUGGCUACAUCAUUUUUUCAAAUGCAUCUCACCUAAUUUAGAUGAAUCAUUUAUUUCUGAUAUUAUGACCAGAGUGGUCUUAAUUUAUGAGAGAUCACUUACCUUGAAACAAUAUUGAAUUCAGUGAAUUGGUUUCAAACUAGAUCACCGUAAACUACUUCCGUUAGGAAGAUUUAACCUUAGGCCUAUGGCUA